Messenger RNA from Spea bombifrons (plains spadefoot toad), 1995 nucleotides. RefSeq names its product autophagy related 5 (gene ATG5). Gene Ontology annotation, cellular component: cytoplasm; Atg12-Atg5-Atg16 complex; phagophore assembly site membrane. Bases 124 to 951 code for a protein of 275 amino acids. The transcript is spliced from 8 exons. Gene Ontology annotation, biological process: nucleophagy; cellular response to nitrogen starvation; autophagy of mitochondrion. The record is from RefSeq and is a predicted model, not a curated record. NCBI's taxonomy places the organism in Eukaryota, Metazoa, Chordata, Amphibia, Anura, Pelobatidae.
GGUAGGCUGGCUCCGAUCGGUACCCGGAAGUGGUUGAAUUGUGCCGGGGUGCGGAGUGGGAAGACGAUUUUUACGGUGAGUGAAUCAAGCUGAUCUGUAUGAGGAGCCCCAUCUGCUGGAAGAAUGACAGAUGACAAAGAUGUGCUUAGAGAUGUUUGGUUUGGAAGAAUACCAACCUGCUUCACAUUAUACCAAGAUGAAGUAACAGAGAGAGAAGCUGAACCCUAUUAUCUGCUUUUACCCCGCAUAAGUUACCUGACACUGGUAACCGACAAAGUAAAAAAGCAUUUUCAGAAGGUCAUGCGGACAGAAGAUAUUGGUGAAAUCUGGUUUGAAUAUGAAGGGAUUCCUCUGAAGUGGCACUACCCCAUUGGUUUACUUUUUGAUCUACAUGCUUCAAACACCUCUCUGCCUUGGAGCAUCAUUGUCCACUUUAAGAAUUUUCCAGCAAAAGACCUUCUACGAUGCCAGUCCAAAGAUAUGAUAGAAGCACACUUCAUGUCCUCUGUGAAAGAAGCUGAUGCCUUAAAGCACAAGAGUCAAGUUAUUAAUGAAAUGCAGAAAAAAGACCACAAGCAGCUGUGGAUGGGUUUUCAAAAUGAUAAAUUUGACCAGUUUUGGGCUAUAAAUCGAAAACUCAUGGAAUAUGCCCCAGAAGAAGGAGGGUUUCGUUAUAUCCCGUUUCGGAUAUAUCAGACAGUCAGCGACCGCCCCUUUGUGCAGAAGUUAUUCCGACCGAUUGCUGUGGAUGGAAAGCCUCAUACGCUCGGGGAUGUUAUACGAGAUAUUUGUCCGCAAGCAAUCCCAUCUGAAGAUGGCGAGAAGAAGUAUCAAGUAUUGAUUCACGGCAUAGAACCAAUGUUGGAGUCGCCAUUACAGUGGCUCAGUGAGCACCUCAGCUACCCUGACAAUUUCCUUCACAUAAGUAUCAUCCCACAGCCCACAGACUGAAGAAUGAAGUGACCAAGUCAGACACCGGAACUUGGACUGGAUCUUCAAAGGUGGUGGCAAAACUCGUUUGGAAGCUUAGAGACCCAAAGAAAAAGAAGACAGUUUGCCCUUGGGAAAAGUGUCUCUUUCGCUUUUCUGUUCCUCUGCAUCACGAGCUUCGGUGUAGAAGUAAGGUCCUCAGGUGGCCACCUGCUGUAUUGUAACGCAGCAAAUACCCGGAUAAUCAGUGACAAUAUGUGCCUCUCACUUCCCAAUUUGCACUAGCAGGUGUACUAAAAUACCUUCACUCUAUUUUGCAUUGAAGGAACUGAACUUUAAACAAAAGAUGAUGAAAACGACAAAGGAAUUGAUCCAGUGGUUUCAGUUGAAUCAUGGGUACACGCCAGCCAAGGUCCAAGUUAGUGUAUAAUGCUUCCACCAGGUUUGAAAAAGGCAUACCAUGUAGAUGAAUUCUGUUAACACUGACUGUCUUUUUGUUUACAAUGUGCUGGUUCUGACAGUGAAAGUUGAGCACAGAAAGAUGGACAUUGUACUGUUAAUGCGAUCUCUCUCAUGGCACUUGUCUAAAAAGAGGAACAAAGCAUUCAUUUGAUCACAUCUAUAUGAGGCAUUUUUGUGGAAAAGCUUUUCAGAGAAAACAUGUUUGAUCUAGAAAGUAAAACUACUAGGGGGUACAUUACAAGUUUCUGAAAUCUCAGACAUGUAAUUCUUUAAAUAUUUAAAGAUGUCUUUUUUUUCAGUAAAAGGUGAAUGCAAAGAUCCAUUUUCUGCACAAAAUCUGCACAGUUAACCGAACACAUGCAUUUUUUUUUAAAUAAUGUCCUUUAUUUUUUGGUGUUAUUUGAAAUAUUUUACAUUUAAUGUUUCUGUACAUAAUCAACUUAAAAAAAACUGCCUAAUUAAGUAACUAUACGGCGCUGAUUUUUUUCCCCCUUUCUGAAAGUGGAUCUGUCACUUUUGUUAAAUUCUGCCUUUUACAGUUUUAUAUACUAUUUAAACAUAGUGUUUACAGAUUCAAAUAAACCAUUAAAAACAUACUGUAUA